Zootoca vivipara (common lizard) is the source of this 6641-nucleotide messenger RNA. RefSeq names its product zinc finger protein 862-like. The record is from RefSeq and is a predicted model, not a curated record. Gene Ontology annotation, biological process: regulation of DNA-templated transcription. Lineage: Eukaryota; Metazoa; Chordata; Lepidosauria; Squamata; Lacertidae.
GGUGGAUUCUGUCUCAGUGUAUCUGACGAAGUGUGCAUGCACACGAAAGCUCAUACCAAAAUAAAAACUUAGUUGGUCUUUAAGGUGCUACUGAAGGUUUUUUUUUUAUUUUGUGGACAAGGGGGGCAGGCCCUUUUAUGCUCACCUACUGGUCAAAACAUUGGGUCCUGAGCCACAGGCUGCCUGCUUCAUCACAUCUUUUCCACAUGGUGACUUGACCUUAUUUUCAGUAAUUUGGUUAACAUUCCAUCAUGUGACCGUUUUGGCAGACCUAGUUCCCCUUUCAUAUAGAUUGCAGGGUGGCAUUUUUAUGUGUUACUUGUAGCUUGCCUCUGGGGUUUUCUUUGGGGGGGGGGUAGGUAGGUAGGUAGGGGGCACAUGUUAUGUAAACCAAGGCCUGCCAUGUUACAUAACGGAGAGCCAUUGCUCAUCAAUGAAAAAGAAAGCAGUGGUUUUUCUUUGGCUUGAACCUCUGCAGGGGAGCGACCCUGUAGCUUUGCCAUGGUGAAUUCUAGGGCUUGGCCAGGCUGGGCCACAGUGGGGCAAAAUGUGAAGCGGGUACAAAGAUGGCUGCUUGGGAUGUGACAAGACAUACUUCCUCCUGAAGUGGUAUUUCCUGAUUCAGAGCUGAAUUCUGGUAGCAAGCAUAGUUGUCAAGUUUUCCCUUUUCUCGCGAGGAAGCCUAUUCAGCAUAAGGGAAUUUCCCUUUAAAAAAGGGAGAACUUGACAGCUAUGGUAGCAAGUGGAUGCCUGGGGGAAUUGGAAUUAGCCUGCAAGCUGGCAAAGCUUGCCACAAGUCAAGAAUAUGCAACAGCAGCAGCAAAAAAGAAAGAAAGAAACCGCAAGUCGAGCUCUUCUUCAGACCUGUGCUCGGCUAACUCAACUAAAAUAUGGUGGGCUGAGAUAAAACAUCUACACAUGAUCGCUCCUUUGCUAUGCAAUACAGAAGUAGAGUCGGAAGGGACCCCCUGCAAUGCGGGUCAUAUUGUGACACCUUCCCUGCUUGGGAGACUGCUGGCUAGCGCUUUUUGAUUUCUGUUUUUUCCCCUACGUGCUUUUUUUUUAAAAAAAACAACUCCCUAAAAGCGUUUUAAAAGCUCGCGUUUGUUUGUGCGUGAAUGCGCGCGCGCCUUAAGUUCAGCGAAGGGUUAAUUCAUCGAGCUCUGCUUCCUAGAGGGGCAGGAAGUUGGCAUCGGAUGGAAGGAGCGGGGCUUUGCCCAUAUUGCUUCCUCCGGGUUCCGGACGGCGGAAGGGAACUGCUGGACCGGGCGCUACAGGCGCUGGGAUGACCUCGCUUGACGGCUGCAACAUGCUUUGAAGUGCACCGGGGGAGCAGCUGUGACAGUCCCGGGAGUGGCCCGGUUCCUCCUUCAUGCCCUGAAGGCAGGGCUAUGGCCUCAGGUUCACAGCCGGGAUUGUCUCUUCCUUGGGGUGAAGUUGAAAGAGCUUCCCAGCAGCCACCUCAGGGCCUGGUGACCUUUGAGGACGUAACUGUGUUCUUCGAGGCAGAGGAAUGGGCCCUACUGGAUCCGGGCCAAAAAGCUUUGCAUAGGGAAGUCAUGGAAGAGAAUUACGAGACUGUGGCCUCUCUAGUCUCAGACCUCAAUUCCUGUUGGGAAGAAGGAGAAGAUCCACUUCUCCGGCGCCCUAGAGAAGAGGAGGUAUCAAUAGAUGAUGAGCCGAAUAAUGGGGAUUCUAGGGAGCGAUGGACUUUGUCGCCAGAGAUUGUCAAGAGCGAAGUAACAGAAGAGAUGACAGAAGAGAUGCAGAACAACGCGGAUUAUAGGCAGCAGUGGAUUUUGCCGCCGGGGAUUGUCAAAACCGAGGCAGCAGAAGAGAUGCAGAAUAAUGAGAAUCAUAAGCAGCAAUGGAUUUUGCCAUCAGGGAUUGUCAAAACCGAAGCAACAGAAGAGAUGGCGGAAGAGGUGCAGCACAAUGGGAAUUAUUGGGAGCAAUGGACUUUGUCAUCGGAGAUCGUCAAGGGUGAAGCAAUAGAAGAGAUGACUGAGAAUCUGAUGGGAACAGAAUGGCAAGAACAAAAUAAUCCAAAGUAUGGGAAGAUGAAAGCUUUUGAGGGUCAGAAUCCUAACAUCCAACCGACUCCAAGGAAAAAAGUGAGGCCAUCAACUUUUUCGAAGUGGAAGCUGGAAAAUCCGUGGCUGGAAAUGUUUGCUGAUGUUAUGAUAUGCCUCGUCUGCAAAGAAUUUGCACGGGCCGAGGAUACGAGUUUCGUAAAAGGCUGCGCAACAUUCAAGAUUGAAACGAUUAAAAAACACGGUGCAUCUGCUACUCACCAAAAAGCUUGCCGUGCUCAAUUAGCCAGGUUGAAUCCAGUGUCCACACCAGUAUCGGUCCCAACGGUGCAGGAAUUAAGAACGAUGGACAGCAAUUUGCACAGUAACUUGGAGAAGCUGUUCAAUACGGCAUACUUCAUUGUCAAGGAGAACUAUUCGUUUGACGACUUCCCGGCGUUAUGUGCACUGCAGAAGAAAAAUGGCUUGAUAGUGGGUGAGACGUACAGGAACGACAAAGCGGCCAAGCAGUUUGCUCAUUACAUUGCGGAAAGCCUUCGCCUGGAGCUCAAGUACAAACUGAGUAAAGCAAAUUUCUUUGGGAUUUUGGCUGACGGCUCAACGGAUAGAUCGAACGCAGCGGCUUCCGAGAUUGUUUACUUUUAUUAUAUAAAUGAAGCUGAAGUGAAAUGUAGUUACGGAGCCCUUAGGGAAUGUCCUAGUGAGAAUGCAGCAGAAGUGAAGUCUACCAUCGAGUCGGUUCUCGACGAAUACAUACCCGAUUGGAAAAGCAAGCUGACGGCAAUCAGUUUCAACGGGGCUAGCGUCGAUACGGGCAACGCGUCUGGGGUUGCGAAAUUGUUCCAGGACAGCUGUCCAGGUCUGGUGGCCGUGCACUGUGUCGCUCACCAACUGGAGCUUGCGAUAGGGGAUGCCUUGAAGUGCGUCAAAUUUGCCGGGCUCGCCGAAGAUGUCGUGAAGGGUAUCUACACCUUUUACCACAGUAGUCCUAAAAGGGCAAAGGAGCUGAAAGAGAUCGGCGAAGUCCUGAAUGAGAAAGUGCUUCGCCACAUGGGUAUCACCGGAAUCAGGUGGCUGCAGUCGAAGAACUCUGCCGUGAAAGCUUUGGCCAACAAUCUGCCCGUAGUUGUGGUGCAUUUGCAGCAAAUUGUGAGCAGCUCUAGCACAAAGCCAGACAGGAAGGUGGAAGCCAAGCUGAAGGGCUACUUGAAGCGUUUGAAGUCGGAACGGUUUGUCAAGUUUUUGUUUUUCAUGGACGACGUUACGCACACGCUUACGAGGCUAUCCGAGGUGUUUCGGAGGAAGUGUGUGUCCGUCAGCGAUGUUAAAACCAGCUUGACGGCGACGAAAGAGAGGCUGCAGAGGAUGGUGAAAGACAGCGGCCCUCAGCUGCAAAAGUUCGAAAGUGCCGCGCAGCUGGAGGGCAGCGUGUUAGUGUACAAAGACGUGGAAAUUGUCAGUAACGCGAGCGAAGUUGGCUGCUUUGAGGAAGACCGGCGUGUCUUGCUGAGUUCAAUCGUGGAAGCGAUCGACAAAUGGUUUGACCGCAUCGGAAACGACAGAGUUCUGCGAAACGUGGAAAUAUUUGACCCCUGCAACAUACCCAGACCAGAAAGGGACACGUCUGCAAGUGGCCAUGGAGAGAAAGAAUUGAGCGAACUAAUGCAAGCCUUGCCCAGCAACGUGAGAGUCGACAAGGAAGCCAUCUUGGAGGAGUAUCAAGAGUUCAAAGUGUGGGCUAUCAACAAGACAAGCAUCACGUGUGAAGAAGCUUGGCAACGCCUUCAAGCAGAGUCAACGGCUUCUGCUUCGUAUAUUAAUAUAUGCAAAGUUUUGAACUUUUUACGGGUACUCCCACUUAGCACUGCCGAAUGCGAGAGGGGGGUUAGCCAACUAAACUUGGUUAAAACUGACAGUCGCAAACGCCUGCUUGCAACGACCAUUGAUGACUUACUGAUGAUCAAGAUGAAUGGUCCAGACCUAGAGAUUUUCAAUGCUGCAAAUGCAGUUAAUUUGUGGUGGAACGAUGUUGCCAGGGGGCGCAUUAGAAGACCCCACUUUAAAAACAAAGACUAGGGUAUUUUAAAAACUGAAGUGUGGUCCCAAUAUUUUUAUUGUACUGUAUAAACAAACAGGUAAGUGUGAUUUAUUCAUACGCCUUUUUAAACAAACUUUGCAGGUUUUUUUGUCCUUGUCACAGAACUCAUAACAAAUUGAUAGUAAUCUUGGCAAAUAAAUUAGUGUUACAGGUUACCGUAAUAAUAGCUGCCACCUUCUUGUAAUUGGUUUAUCGCUUUAGCAUAAGGCAGGGCCGAAAAUAGGUUUUUUGUCACCUGGGUCAAAGGCCCAGUUUGGUCCCCUGCCUCCCGGAUGUGUGUUUGCGUACAUACACAUACAAAUAAAAAUAAACACACAAACACAUCAACACAUUUAUUCUUAAAGGGCAUAAAAAGUAGGCAGUAUAUCAUUUGAAUACAAAGGAAUUCUAAGAAGUAUUAUGACUGUAUUGCCAAAGGGCCAAUGAGCAUCCCUUUCAGUAAAAGCAAAUUAUUUGUCAAAAGUUCCAUGUGCAGCAAUUGUCUAUCUGAGGUCAGGUUUUGAAUUGGAUUUAUUUGGUCACAGGAUCAUUAAAAGACUGCAUUUCCAUAAGAUCAGCCAAGACCCUCUGGUUUCCUUUUAAAAUGCUCCCCCCCCUCGUUGCGGCUUUUUGCCACCCACCCUUCUUAUUGGUUCUGUGCAAACCCUUUCAAGGAGUUUUGACGUGUGAAUUUACUCCUGAGUAAGCUUCAACAAGCUGGACCAUGAAGAAGGCUGAUCGCCGAAGAAUUGAUGCUUUUGAAUUAUGGUGCUGGAGGACUCCCUUCAGAGACCCAUGGACUGCAAGAAGAUCAAACCUAUCCAUUCUGAAGGAAAUCAGCCCCGAGUGCUCACUGGAAGGACAGAUCCUGAAGCUGAGUGCUCACUGGAAGGACGGAUCCUGAAGCUGAGGCUCCAAUACUUUGGCCACCUCAUGAGAAGAGAAGACUCCCUGGAAAAGACCCUGAUGUUGGGAAAGAUUGAGGGCAGAAGGAGAAGGGGACGACAGAGGACAAGAUGGUUGGACAGUGUUCUCAAAGCUACGAACAUGAGUUUGACCAAACUGCGGGAGGCAGUGGAAGACAGGAGUGCCUGGCGUGCUCUGGUCCAUGGGGUCACGAAGAGUCAGACACGACUAAACGACUAAACAACAAGCUUCAACAAUAUUCCUUUCAAAAUCUUUGGGAUUACUCAUUUUAGGAAAUGAUAAUUUUGUGGUCAUUUUAGGUUCCAUGUAAGGUGAAAAAUGCUUUUUGCGAGUCUAAAGUAGAAAGUACCCUUCCGUUACAAUCCUAAUGGAGCCGGGCUGACCAGGGAACUGCCUCGGGCAUGAAAAAUGCUCAUACAUCCCUUACUUUCCUGUGUGUAGAUCAUGUGUAAUCUGUAAAAAUGACUCAACCUUCGCCUAUUUAAACACGUUCAAUGUUCUGAAGGGGUCAUAGAAUUGUAGAGUUGGAAGGGACCCCAAGGAUCAUCUAGUCCAAGUGGUUCUCUUUCUCAGAUUCUCGACCCUCCGUCCCUCCAUUUCUUUUUCACACAGUAGCAAAAACCCACAGGGGAUCCUAUCUUCUGCUUCACUGGGGAGAGCCACGCUGCCCCUCCAGGUUUUCCAAGUCUUCCUCUCCCUGUAAUUGAGCCUGCUUCAGCUGCAUGGGGAAAGGGGAAGGAUGGAGCUCGUGGCUGCUGUUCACUUUUCCAUCUUUCUCUCUGGCUGAAGCCCAGACAUGCUAGGAGUCUCAAUGAUAAUAAUAAUUUACAGUGGUACCUCGCAAGACUAAAAUAAUGAGUUCCGCGGGUUGCUUCGUCUAGCAAGAUUUUCGUCUUGCGGAAACAAACGGCAGACAGCAAAAAAAAAAGGCAAAAAAAAUUUGUCUUGUGAGACACGGCCAUAGAAAGCUUCGUCUUACGAGGCAACAAAGAAUCGCUAGACGCUUUUGUCUAGCGAGUUUUCCGUUGCGUGAGGCAUUCGUCUUGCGAGGUACCACUGUAUACCCCGCCCAUCUGGCUGGGUUUCCCCAGCCACUCUGGGCAUCUCCCGACAGAAUAUUAAAAACAUGAUAAAACAUCAAACAUUUAAAACUUCCCUAAACGGAGAACGUCAACCAAGUACUGGAAUAAAACUUUAUUGUCAUAACAGAAUAGUUUGCACACUGUCAGAAUGGAAGAACGCGUUUACCCAUAAGAAAAUCAAAAUCGAACAGUGAUGUUACAGCUCUGCACAAGUAAUAAAUAAAAUACUGUUGUCAUAUAAAGCCGUGUCGAGUACAAAUCUAGCACAAUAUUUUAUUUUAUAUCUGUACAUAUACAGAUACAUGCUGGUGUUUAUAAAUAUUACUUAUUCAAAUUGCUUACGGUUGGCUACUAUUGCCGAGGCUGAGCCCCAUUUAUGUUUGUGGUGUCAAAUUCGCAAUUGCUAUUAAAAAUGUGGUAUUAAAAAUGUGUCCCUGGUGUGAAUUGUGUUUCAUUUGUUAAGAAAAAGAAAGAAAGAAAGAAAGAAAGAAAGAAAGAAAGAAAGAAAGAAAGAAAGAAAGA